CAUAUUGAUUUUCUCCAUACAACGUCAUUGUGAAAAACAACUUAAAGUCUCUGAAAGUAUAUCUCUUUUUCACAAACCCAUCAACCUACCACCAAAUGUCUUCCAAAUCCCCACGUUCGUUGACAACAAUUUACGUAACUCGCCAUGGCGUAAGUUGUCUCUCUAAGUCUGCGCUCAACUAAAACAAACUGACGUUCUCAAGUUUCGCUCAAACUGGAUUGUCGAUCGUAAGCACUCCAUUUUCUUUUGGUUACACUUUAAUAUGAACCAAUAAGCUUAUAUUUCCACAAAGCUGUGACAGGUACAUACACUGCCAAUAUUCCAACUCCCACCGGUAUACCCAGCGAUCCUGCACUUGCAGGAUAUGGUGAAGCCCAAGCCGCAGAACUUGGCCUCCAUCUAAGCACACUGUCUCCACCCAUCGAACGAAUCUACUCCUCUCCCUUCUACCGCUGCAUCCAAACAAUCUCCCCUCUUAUACCACACCUUUCUUCCACCACAAGCGACCCUGCUACUCUCAAGAUCCGCGGCGAAAAUGGACUAGGUGAAUGGUAUGGCACCGCUCGAUUCGAUCACCCCAGUCCUGCAACCCCUGAGUUGUUACAUUCUUUAUUCCCGGCAUAUGACAAAGAGUAUGUGCCGAAAAUUCGACCUAGUGUUAAUGGAGAGGGUAUAGAGACUUUGCAUGAUAGAACGGCGUAUGCAUUACAUAGGGUGAUAGAAGAUGCCGAUAAGGAGGGUGUCAAGGCUAUUGUUAUAUGCACGCACGCAGCGACAUUGAUAGCAAUUGGAAGAUGUUUAACUGGAAGAAUGCCAGAGGAUGUUGGCGAGGAGGAUUUCAGACCUUUCACCUGUGGAUUGAGUGUCUUCAAGAGAAAGGAGAGUGGUGGUGAGAUAGGAAAGGAAGUGGAUAUGUGGAAGGGUCCAGAAGAGAAAAUACCUGAAGUGGGAUGGAGAAAUGGUAAUGGUGUGGGUGGUGGCUGGGAGAUCAAGGAAAAUGGUGAUUGUAGCUUCUUAAGUGGAGGGGAAGAGCGAGGAUGGUAAGUUGGCUUCUUUUUACUGGAAUAUAUGAAUGACGUGCACUAAUUUUUCCAGGCGUUUCUCUGGAGACGAAUCAUUUUCUACCACUCCAGCCUUGCCAGCUUUAGACGCUGGAUCUGCGCUCGGCGUUGUUAUCGAAGGGAACAAGCCAGCAAACCAUCCUGAACCAUCUAGAUUGUAAUGAUGCACUUUGCAGAGUUUUAGAGGUUCACGAUUUUGAAAAAAUCUUGGAUAUACUGUAGAUCAAACUUUGAAUAUGGAAGAAGACGAUACCCGGCGAGCACGGUGGUUAGUUUUGUAUACAAGAGAAUCAUAGAAGGUUGGUGUCUUAGGUACCAGAAAUAAUACAAC
Sclerotinia trifoliorum is the source of this 1392-nucleotide messenger RNA. NCBI's taxonomy places the organism in Eukaryota, Fungi, Ascomycota, Leotiomycetes, Helotiales, Sclerotiniaceae. The record is from the annotation of a GenBank genome assembly.